CGUACUGUACACAAGCAUAUGUCAAAUUCGUCGUUUGUUUAUGCUAUAUUUUUGUGUUAUCAACAUAUAAUCAUAUCCGUAUUUUUGUGAAGUGUGGAAUGUAAUCUGAAGAAUUUCCAGCCAUGAAAAAUGACAAUAAUGUCCUGUCAAACGAGUCUUAACUUGAAAAUACAAACAAAACGACUACCACGCCCCCCACCCCUACCCACCCUGCCCUAUCCCGUCUCACCCUGGCAUAUGCUGGACAUGCCUGUUGCAUGGAGGCCCUUUUUCGUUCAAGAAGCCGCAAGGUAAACAAAACUUGCUUGACGUUGUAUUAAUACCGUUAUUAUGUUAAAUGUUCCGAGAGAACCGUGGCCAAUUGAAUAUGCUGCUGAACAUGCAGAAUUAAACAGAGACAGGGAACAGGAUAGAAUCCCUUUCGCAUAUCGUAGUCCACAGAUUCAACACAGAUCCUAUCUUGUUGGCUGGAUAAGAACAAGGGCUGAAAAAUUUAUGUUCUGCACUAGCACAGUGCAUCUAGCUAUUUAUAUCUUAGACAUCUUCAUGGAUAACUUCAAUAUUGAACUGGAUCGGCUACAUCUUGUUGCCCUUGUUUGCCUUCAAGUUGCUUCUAAAUAUGAAGAACGAGAUGUGAGGAUUCCUAAGGCCAGUCAAUUUAACAGUGUUGUAAACAACAGAUAUCAGUUAGCGGAAUUUCGUGAUUUGGAAGUCAUGUUAUUGUCAUUUUUGGGGUGGAAAUUAAAUUUACCUACAGCAGCUCAUUUUGCUGAGUAUUACUCAUUAUUUGCCGUUUCUAAGAAGGAUUGGUGUCAAACAGAAUUUCUAUCCUAUGAAACAUUUUGGCAAGAGGCUCAGAGAGCAGUAAAAGAUUACUUAGAUCUUGCCCUCCUAGAUAUUUGCAUGAUGCAGUUCUUGCCCUCUAUAGUAGCAUGUGCCUGUGUACUUUUGGCGAGGCAACAGCUCCGUUUAAUUAAAUGGACUGAGGAACUACAAAUUAUUACUAAGUAUCAAUGCGAAGACCUUACUUUGUGUGCCAAUGUUAUUCUUAGUAGAAGCUCUAACAGAGGAAUAGAACGAAAACGAAAGAAUGCAGAUUCUCCUGAUUUAGGAUAUGUGACUGCAGGUAGCACAACAAGCACUCCAGAAGGAAUAACAUCCAAACGGCGAAUUAUUGUUUGCACUGAAGACAGCAAUUUAUAAUCAAAUUACCUAAAAUAAUGUUUGAUAUUUUGAUUUUGAAAGACUGAUGUAAAUGAAUUCUGUACUGGUCAGACACCAAUUCAAACAAGUGAUUAUUGCUAUCCUAGUCAUUAAAGUUCUAGUUAUAAAUCUAGUAUUGUCUCUAGUUAGAUACUAAUUCAAAGAAGUGUGUAAUCGUAGAGAUUAAUGUUCUAAUAGUUUCUAGAAGUAAGUUUAUUUUGGAUGCCUUUAUAUCUUUAUUCUUUUUCCAACUAUUGUUACGUUCAUAAUAUGUUGGGGAGCAGGACCUCCAUUUGUGCAUCAUAGAAUGCUGUUUCUUAUUUCAUGAGCUCAUUUGAGCUCUUGGCUACAACUGUAAGUUUGAUCUAAUCACUGUAGUAAAUUAACUGCUGUCAAUUUUGUUCUUUUUGAUUCCGGUGAUUAAAAUUUCUAACAAUG
This is a messenger RNA of Frankliniella occidentalis (western flower thrips), 1641 nucleotides long. RefSeq names its product cyclin-J (gene CycJ). The record is from RefSeq and is a predicted model, not a curated record. Gene Ontology annotation, biological process: mitotic cell cycle phase transition; regulation of cyclin-dependent protein serine/threonine kinase activity. NCBI's taxonomy places the organism in Eukaryota, Metazoa, Arthropoda, Insecta, Thysanoptera, Thripidae. The transcript has 6 exons. Gene Ontology annotation, molecular function: cyclin-dependent protein serine/threonine kinase regulator activity. Gene Ontology annotation, cellular component: nucleus; cytoplasm; cyclin-dependent protein kinase holoenzyme complex. Bases 331 to 1203 code for a protein of 290 amino acids.